ACGAGGGCAAAUUUUGAAUUAUUUUCAAUUAAUCAUAACUAUGAUAUUAUGUGCAAAAAUGAAGUGUAGCAUCACGUAAGAGCAGUGAGUGAAAAGAAUGUUUUAAUUCAUAAAAAGUCUCAUAAUGUGUGAAAAGUUGUACGACUGUUUACCUCGGACAUGUGUGAAUUUAUGUUUGUUGAUGACUUUUGUGUUAUGGAUUUGUUUUGUGCCGGUGCUGUCAAAUGGAUUAACUUAUCCUGAUGUCACUGUUAAUACGAGCACGUGCUCGAGUAUACAGUUUCGAUGUGAUGAUGGUCAAUGCAUACCAGCUAGUUGGCGAUGUGAUUCCCGCGCCGACUGCAGUGAUGGAUCGGAUGAACCAAGAGAUUGUGGCACUUCUGGUGAUGCUUGUGGGAGUGGACAAUUCCAAUGCGAGCUGACGAAACAAUGCAUCCCUAUGGGUUGGAGAUGCGAUGGUGAUGUUGACUGCGGACGAUCUGAUCGAUUCGGAGAAGAUACAUCAGAUGAAGAUCCUUUAAAAUGUGGGCACGUAAAUCCAUGCCCAGUAAAUCAAGCACGCUGCGGUGAGACCUUAGAGUGCCGGCCGCUCAGUCUCUUCUGCAAUAACCACAGGGAUUGUCCCGAUGGGAGCGAUGAAUGGGAUCAUUGUCAAAAUAAAACGCAAUGCGAACUACUAAGCUGUGCUUAUGGUUGCCGAACUACGCCGGAAGGUCCAAUGUGUUAUUGUCCAGACGGUCAGCAACCUAAUGGUUCUAGGUGUGUUGAUUUUGACGAAUGUCAAAUUGAUGGCACUUGUGAGCAAACAUGUCAUAAUCUGCCAGGAUCAUACAAUUGUUCGUGCGUUACGGGUUAUACCCAACGAAAUUCAUCAUGCAUAGCUUUGAAUGUCCCAUUAGAUGAAGAGGCUUCUAUCAUAUUUUCAACACAGAAUGAAAUUCGACGAACUUCACUGACGGGGGGUGAUUUGCCUGGAAAUAAUGGCAUUAAGGUUCUUAAUUCGCACGCUUUGGAUUUUUUGCACCGACAAAGGACUGUGUGUUACAUCCACAACAACAUGACAAAGUCGACGCUUGUUUGUGCAGAAGCUGAUAAUUUGAGUCAUCGCCGGUCUAUGCCGGCACCAGCUAUGUUUUCUUCCUUAGAAUCCAUUCACCAACUGGCGAUAGACUGGAUAAGCGGGAAUUGGUAUUUUUUAGAUGAUACUAGAGAGAUGAUAUUUGCUUGUGAUACAAGUCUAAGAUAUUGUACUAUAAUUUUAGAAAUAGAUUUAAGUAAACCAAGAGGCUUAGUAUUGGAUCCAACCACUGGAUUGAUGUUUGUAACAAAAUGGGGACAUAGCCCUCCUACUUUGGAUCGUUGCCUCAUGGACGGUUCUAAUAGAACAACUUUAGUUAAUCAGAAAAUAGUGUAUCCAUAUGGAAUUUCAUUGGAUUUACCUAAGAAGCAUGUAUAUUGGGUCGAUACUUAUUUAGACUCCAUCGAACGUAUAGAUUAUGAUGGUAGCAAUAAGAGAACUGUUAGAAGGGCAGUAAAUUUGUUUUGGGUGACCGUUUUUGAACGUUCCUUAUUUGUUUCCUCGUGGAGAAAUAACAGUAUUAUAAAAAUUGAUAAACACAAUGCUCAGGAUAAUCAACAUAUAGUGAAAAAUAUUGGCAGACCAUAUGUUGUUCAUGUUUUUCACAGGCAACUGCAGCCUGAUGUUUUUCAUCCAUGCCGGUCGAAUAAUGGCGGCUGUUCUCACUUAUGCAUUCCAGCUUGGAAAAAUAAUAUUCCAAUAGCACGAUGUGUAUGUCGACCUGGUUUCCGAUUGAAAACUCAUGGAAAAUGUGUUGUUGCAAAGCAGAGCGCAUUUUUAAUGUUUGGCAAAGACAAACCAGCCAUGAUAAAAGGUAUCAGCAUGUCAGAAAAAGGUAAACAUCCAGAAGUGAUGGUUCCAAUUACGGAUCUUGGUAAACCGAGAAGUAUAGAUUACCACGUAAAAACGCAAUAUAUUUAUUACUCCGAUGUGCAUAGAUAUUUAAUCGAACGUCAAAAGUUAGAAACAACUCAACGAGAAGUUGUUAUUGAUAGUGGCAUAAACAAUUGCGAAGGAAUUGCUAUUGAUUGGUUGAGCAAUAAUUUGUAUUUCACAGAUGAAGCUUUGAAUCAAAUCAGCAUUGCCAAAUUGUCAAAUGUUAAGCAUCGAAAAGUAUUAAUUCAGGACAACAACAUGCACCCAAGAGCUAUUGCUGUGGACCCAAAGAAAGGGUAUAUGUAUUGGGCUGAUUGGUCUACUGGUGCUUUGCAAACAGUAAUUGGACGUAUUCAGAAAGCUUGGAUGGACGGAACGCAUCAGAACGUUUUUAUACAAGAAAACGUUAUAUGGCCGAGCGGACUUACAAUUGAUUAUUUGGCGCAGCAUUUAUACUGGUGUGACUCGAAAUUGAGCCGAAUAGAAAGAAUAUCAUUAGAUGGAACAGGACGUGAAUUACUUUUGAAAGGCCCAAUGAUACGAAAUCCAUACGGCUUGGCUUAUUAUGAAAAUUUCUUAUUUUGGACAGAAUUUGCAAACGGAACUGUACAGAGGUAUCAUCUGGGAAAUAAAACAACGACUGUAUUAGCUGUUGAAAAUCCUCCCUUAUUAGAUAUCAAAAUAUUUGAUAACAUGACACAAAUGGGAUCUAACGAAUGCUCCAAUGAUACGUAUUGUCCAGAAUUGUGUAUACCAACACCGGAGCGCCCAAUCUGCUUGUGUCGAGAUGGUCAUUCUCUAAAUGCCUUGGGAACUACCUGCAUAGAGCAGAAAAAUUACACAGUCAAACCUAGAUGCGCUCCUGGACAGUUUCAGUGUGUCAAAAAUCACAACUGCAUUGACCAGAGACAUGUAUGCGAUGGCGAUCAGGAUUGCGGUGACGGAUCUGACGAAGAUAAUUCUAAAGGCGGAGCCUGUGAGAAUUCUACUUGUUUGGCCGAUCAAUUUCGCUGCGACUCUACACGAUGCAUAAAUCAGUAUUGGGUUUGUGAUGGAGAUAAAGACUGUGAUGACGGAUCUGAUGAAGAUCCUGCUUAUUGCCAUAAUAUAACCUGCACUUCUAUGCAGUUUACCUGUAAAAUUACUGGGCGGUGCAUUCCACUUUCCUGGACUUGUGAUUCCGAUCAUGAUUGUGGAAUGGGCGACACUUCAGAUGAGCAUGCUGAUUGCAAAUAUCCUGAGUGUGAUCCGACUGAAUUCGUCUGCGAAAAUAAACAUUGCAUUCCAUUUGAAUAUUACUGUGAUGGCGAUGACGACUGUAAAGAUAAUUCUGACGAAAGAGGCUGCCAAGAAUGGUGCCCGCCGAAACAAAUAUAUUGUGCAGCUGAUUCGACAUGUCUUCCACAUUCCGACAAAUGUGAUGGUGAAAUAGAUUGUUCAGAUGGAUCGGAUGAAGCUAAAUGUAACAAUGGAAAGCAAAAUCCGGAGAAAACGAAAACCAGAAAUGGAACUAGAAAAAAAUAUCCUAUAACGUGCGAGUUGCAUGAAUUUACGUGUUCAAAUCACGAAUGCAUCAGGAAGGAGUUCUACUGCGAUGGCAUUUCCGAUUGUUUAGAUGGAUCUGAUGAAACAAACUGUACACAAACUGAUUAUAAAUCAAAAUCGACACCUGCGCCAGGAAAGAGUCUUCCACCAGUCGCUCAGUGCGAUCACCCAUCACGUUGGUGUGAUGGAAACACAAAAUGCAUUCCUGUUGAAUCACUUUGCGAUGGGAAAACUCAGUGCAUGGAUGGCUCUGAUGAAGAACUGCGUUGUAGCGAAAAGUUAUGUGAUCAUUCUAAUGUAUGCAGUCAUUAUUGCCACAACGCUCCUGAAGGUUUAGUAUGCUCAUGCCCUAAGCAUCUACAUUUACAGGCUGAUGGAAGGACAUGCUCAGAUGCUCAUCCAUGCGAAUCAUGGGGAACUUGUUCACAAAAAUGCAUUCAAAUGAAUCAACAUCACAAAUGUGCUUGUAAUCCAGGCUAUUUACUUCAAAGUGAUGGAUUUACCUGCAAAAGCACAGAUGAAUCAUCACCAAUUGUGAUAUUUAGUAAUCGCCAUGAACUUCGCGGAGUUGAUUUGAAAACAUAUCAGGUCAAAGCUCUAAUUGCUAGUUUAAAAAAUACUAUAGCAUUGGAUUUUUGGCAUAAAAACAACACGAACAUAGUUUUUUGGACUGAUGUUAUAGAUGAUAAAAUAUAUCGUGGAACCUUAAUAGGAGCAUCUUUGAGUAACAUUGAAGUAGUCGUACAGACUGGUUUAGCCACUGCUGAAGGUUUGGCAGUAGAUUGGAUUGGUGAAAACUUGUAUUGGGUAGAAAGCAAUUUGGACCAAAUUGAGGUUUCGAGAUUAAAUGGCAGCUUCAGACGAACUUUGGUCGCUGGCGACAUGGAAAGUCCGAGAGCCAUUGCUCUGGAUCCAAGAUUUGGUUAUAUGUUUUGGUCUGAUUGGGAUAGUACAGCUCCUCGUAUAGAAAGGUGCACUAUGGCCGGAUAUGACAGAACUGUGAUUGUAAAAGUGGAUCAGCUCACCGAUGGAGCAUGGCCCAAUGGUCUCACAUUGGAUUAUGAUCUGAAAAGAGUUUAUUGGAUUGAUGCGCGUUCAGAUUCAAUUCACACGACUACUUAUGAGGGUCGGGAUCAUCAUGAGGUGAUGCGAGAUCGUGAAACUCUGUCGCAUCCAUUUGCGAUUGCUCUGUUUGAGAACCAUGUCUAUUGGACAGACUGGCGAACUAAUUCAGUUAUCAGAGCCAAUAAAUGGAAUGGUUCUGAUGUGUCUAUUAUUCAGAGAACUUUAACUCAGCCUUUCGAUAUUCAGAUACUGCAUCCUAGCAGACAGCCGAGAGAUGUUGAAAAUCCAUGUGGUGUCAAUAACGGUGGAUGUUCACACUUAUGCCUUCUAAAUGGCAACAAUACUUAUAAGUGUGAUUGCCCUCAUGUUAUGAGAUUAGCAAAAGAUGAAAAAAAUUGCAUUGUAAAUGAGCAAGUACUUUUGUUUUCUCGUCCAAAUGAAAUUCGCGGUGUAGACUUGAUGCAACCAAAUUAUCAUACCAUUCCAACCAUAAGUAUUCCGCAAGUAAUUCAGCCAGUUCAAAUAGAAUUUGUUGCAGCAAAAGCUACAUUAUAUUGGUCUGAUACUCAAGUAAAUGAAGUUAAGAGUGCUGGCUUAACUAGAGGACCAACAAAAACCAUCUUAGAUACAGGCAUUGAAAAUCCAACUGGUUUUGCUGUGGACUGGAUCUCAAAUAAUAUGUUUGUAGCAUCAGGGAAUAUAAAUAGUACUAUAUCUGUCUAUAAUCUUGAUGGUGAAUACGGGACAAUAAUUUUACAACAUGAUUUAGACAACAUCAAAGCUUUGGCUUUAGACCCUAUUAGAGGACAUUUAUUCUGGGUGAGGCAGAAGGAUUCAUCAUAUUUCAUAGAAAUGAGUACUAUGGAUGGAAAUAACAGAAGGGCUCUAACUACCCAAGUGGAGGAUCAACUGCUCGUAAAUCCACAAAGUUUGAGUGUAGAUAUCGAGGACCAAAGAUUGUAUUGGGUGGAUAUGGAGGUGGGCCUAAUUCAGUACUACGAUUUUCAAACCAAUUUAGUAAAAGAUGUGCCGCUUGACGCAAAAUCUCAGCCCACAACUGCAACCGUGUACAAAAACUUUUUGUACUAUGCUGAUCAAAAAGACAAUGCAAUUCACAAAUGUGAUAAAACUUCUGGUGGACAACGAGAAGUUGUAAGAAAUAAUACAGGAAACAUAUUAUCCCUAAGGAUAUAUGACCGUGCAAUACAACAUGGUAACAAUAGUUGCUCUGCAAAUAAAGGAGGCUGUGAACAUCUUUGUUUGCCAAUUUCUAGUGGAGAACAUGUCUGUAAAUGUGCAACCGGUUACAAGACAGAUGCAAAUAAUCCUAACAAAUGUAUUGGUAUUGAAGAGUUUAUUUUCUACUCUAUGAAUUGGGAAAUUAAGGGAUUGCCCACUGAUAAUGACUACACUGAUGCUGUUUUAGGACCUAUAUCCAGAGUCUCGAUGGCGUCCAAUGUCGACUUUCAUGCAGAAACAGAUUUUCUAUAUUGGGCGGACAAUGAUCAUGGAACUAUCACCAGAAUUCAUAGAGAUGGUACAGAACGUCAAACAGUCGUGGAACAAUAUGAAUCAUUAGAUAAUAUUCCUGUUGAUUGGAUGUCUGGUAAAGAUCUUCACAAUGAUGUUAUAAUGCGAAUGGACUAUGACGGCCGAAAUGCAGAAAUGUUACUGAAUCAUUCAAUCACUAACCCUAUUGCUUUAACAUUCCUUAAUGAUAGACUGUAUUGGGUAGACACUAAGUGGCCUAAUAUUAAAAAUUUAUUUAAAUAUAUAAUAAAAUACUGCUUUUUCAUAAUAACAAUACAAAGAACAGCUUUAGAUGGUUCUAAUCAAAUUGAUCUUAUCAAUAAUACUAAAGGAAGUAUUUCAGGAUUGACACUCGAUUAUGAUAGACAUAAAUUAUAUUGGUGCGAUAGCACAAAUGAUGUUAUAAUGCGAAUGGACUAUGACGGCCGAAAUGCAGAAAUGUUACUGAAUCAUUCAAUCACUAACCCUAUUGCUUUAACAUUCCUUAAUGAUAGACUGUAUUGGGUAGACACUACCCAUGAUAGAGGCAGCAUAAAGUCUGCACCGAUCACAAAUCUAUCCGAUUACACAACAUUGCUAGGAAGUUCUGGAGAUUCUUUGAAGGAUAUUAAAAUAUUCUCAAAAUCACGUCAAUCUGGAAUGAAUCCAUGUGGCAUAAAGAACGGGGGUUGUGAAGUUCUUUGUCUGUUUAAUGGAACUCACCCAGUAUGCGCUUGUCCUCAUGGCAACGUGGCAGCUGAUGGCAAGUCCUGUAAAGAUUAUGAUAGUUUCCUCAUGUAUUCACGUGUUGUAUUAAUUGACUCCAUUCACGUGACUGAUGAGACUGAUCUAAACUCGCCUUAUCCUACAAUUAAAAAUCGGGAUUUGGUUAGAAAUGUAAUAGGACUUGCUUAUGACUACUCCAGGAGUCGCCUCUUUUAUUCUGAUAUUCAAAAGGGGUCUAUAAAUAGUGUAUUUUUCAAUGGAACAAAUCAUACUACGAUUAUUGACAAGCAAGGAUCUGUAGAAGGUUUGGCAUAUGAACAAUUAACAAACACUUUAUACUGGACAUGCAACAAUGUUGCAACUAUUAGUCAGAUGGAAUUAAAUCAGACUGGAUUAGCCGAUCCAAUUGUUAAGCAUGUCGUAAGAUUGAAGCCAAAUGAUAAGCCUCGUGGAAUUGCCGUAGAUGGAUGCCAAAUGUUAGUGUUUUGGACUAACUGGAAUUCACAGCAACCUUCUAUUCAAAGAGCUUUUACCACUGGAUUUCACCCAGAAAGUAUUAUCACGACUGAUAUUCGAAUGCCUAAUGCGAUCACUUUAGACCACAAAGCUACAAAGUUAUAUUGGGGUGAUGCAAGAUUAGACAAAAUUGAAAGAACUGAUUAUGAUGGCAGCAACAGAAUGGUAAUUGUGCAUUCAACACCACAACAUCCAUUUGCUCUGGCUAUUUACAAUGAAUAUAUAUUCUGGACUGACUGGGUUUUGCAUGCGGUCAUUCGAUGCAACAAGUACACUGGUGAAGAAGUAACAUUCCUAAGAAAAGAUUUACCUAGACCAAUGGGAAUAGUCGCUGUUCAUGGAGAAGGACUAGAUUGUCAAGCAAACCCUUGCUCAAUUCUAAACGGUGGUUGUGAGCACAAAUGUUCUCUGAAUGAGUACGGAUCAGUUUAUUGUUCUUGUUCAGCUGGUUAUAAACUCGGUGCAGAUUCCAAGAGAUGUGUGAAAGCGGAAGUUAAACAAUGUGAACCAUCCAAAUUUCAAUGUACAGAAGGCGAAUGUAUUCCAAUGUCUUUAACUUGUGAUGGAAUCGAUCAUUGCCAAGACGCAUCUGACGAAGAUAGCAAUUAUUGUGCAUUGCGCGUAUGCCCAGAGAAUUUCUUCCAAUGUGGGAACAGGCGAUGUAUUUUAUCAGAAUUAAUGUGUGAUGGACAAGACCAUUGUGGUGAUGGAACCGACGAAACAAAUUGUUCUUGCACAGACAGUACACAUUUUAGAUGUAAAAAUGGAGUUUGUAUUAGCUCCAAGCUCCGAUGCGAUCGUGAUCCAGAUUGUCCAGACGCUUCCGACGAAAUGGGUUGUCCACCAGUAGAUUGCAGUGAUGCCGCUCUUCACGAAUCUCUUAUGAUGGUUGGAGGUGACAGGGUUAUAAGUGCAUUAAUUAAUGCAACAGUUACUUCUUUAUCAACGGCAUCAAUCAGACAGCAAGCGGUACAAUGUCCUCAUACAACGGCUUGUUAUCAUCCGAAUUGGUUAUGUGAUGGUGAAAAUGAUUGUUGGGACUUUUGGGACGAACAGAAUUGUACCGAGGGUCACAUGAGUGCAACGUCUUGUGGUCCUGAUCGUUUCCGCUGCUCUAACGGGCGUUGCAUAUCUACAGAAUGGAAGUGUGAUGAUGAAGAUGACUGUGGGGAUGCAGGUCCUGAUGGCGUCAGCUCUGAUGAAAAGAAUUGUGAGCAUAGGUGCAGAAGCGAUCAGUUCCGUUGUUCGAAUUCCGAAUGCAUCCCAGCUAAGUGGCAAUGUGAUGGAAUGCCCGAUUGCCUGGAUGGUUCUGAUGAAAGCCAGCAUUGUGCCCAUAGAACUUGCGCUCAGUGGGAGUUCCGUUGUAACUCUACAGGAAGCUGCAUACCUUGGUCUUGGGUAUGUGAUGGAGAAAUUGACUGCGUAGGUGGUGCGGAUGAAUAUCUUUCACAAGGCUGUCACAAUAGGCCAAACAUUACUUGUAUGCCUGAUCAGUUUCAAUGUCUCAGCCACGAGUGCAUCGAUCAAAAAUACUAUUGUGAUAAAAACAUUGAUUGUAAAGAUGGUUCCGAUGAACCAAAACAAUGCAUACCAGUAAAGCCUCAGACAAACAUAACCCAAUGCCAUUCUUCUGAAUUUUUAUGCAAGAAUCAAAAAUGUGUCUUAGUAGGAUUUAUUUGCAAUGGUUACAAUGAUUGUGGAGAUAACAGUGAUGAAGAUGCAGCACUGUGUAAAGAGGAACUACUUCCUUGUAAAGGUCCUGAGCUAUUUGAAUGUCCAAAUGGAGUAUGCAUCAAUUCUACACUCUUAUGUAAUGGAGAAAACGAUUGUGGUGAUUUUGGUGAUGAAAUUACUUGCAAUAUAAAUGAGUGCGAAGGUACACCUCCGAUUUGCGCCCAAGAGUGCAUUGAUCUUAAAGUCGGUUAUGAAUGCAAAUGUGGAAAAGGAUUUAAUGUUUCAUCGAGUGACCGGCAUCUCUGUUCUGAUGUUAAUGAAUGUCUAGACAGACCAUGUAGUCAACAUUGCAGAAACACUCAUGGUAGUUAUGUAUGCUCAUGCGGACCUGGCUAUUCUAUGAAAGCAGAUCAUCAUACCUGCAAAGCUAUAUCGACCGUGGAAGCUCGACUGAUAUUUUCCAACAGAUAUUACAUUAGAGAAGUGGAUUUAGCCGGCCAUAAUACAAUAUUAGUUCAUAACUUAACAAAUGUGGUUGCUUUAGAUUUUGAUUGGCAAACUAAGUGUUUAGUAUGGUCGGAUGUAACAACUUUAGGAAGCUCCAUUCAUAAAAAGUGUCCAUCUGAAAAUGGUAUUGAGUAUGGUCCUUCUCAGCUACUCCAUUCUUCAACUCUUCAAAAUCCAGAUGGAUUGGCUGUAGAUUGGGUUGCAAGAAAUCUCUAUUGGUGUGAUAAAGGAUCAGACACCAUUGAAGUUUCAAAACUAGAUGGAAGAUAUCGUAAAGUGUUAAUUAAGAAUGGUUUACAAGAACCUAGAGCUAUUGCAUUAGAUUCACAUGCAGGAUACAUGUACUGGACGGACUGGGGCGAUCUUCCUCAUAUUGGAAAAGCUGGAAUGGAUGGAUCUAAUCAGAGGAUAAUUGUGAAUGAUUCGCUAGGCUGGCCUAAUGCUCUUACCAUCAAUUUUGAAACACAGGAGUUAUUCUGGGCUGAUGCAAGAGAAGAUUACAUUGCUGUUUCAGAUUUUGAAGGAAAUAACAGGAAAAUUAUAGUUAGCAGAGCUAAUGAACCUUCACUCCGCUUGCAUCAUGUGUUUGCAUUAGCAGUUUGGGAGGAUUAUGUUUACUGGACAGACUGGGAAACAAAAUCUAUUGAAAGAUGUCAUAAAUAUAGAGGAGAUCAAUGUAAAAAUAUAACAACUUUAGUGCAUCGUCCUAUGGAUAUUAGAGUUUAUCAUCCGUACCGCCAAAUUACGCCGUCAGAUGAUAAAUGUAGCAAAGCAAACUGUUCUACACUUUGUCUCUUAACGCCAGAGGAACCUGGUUAUAAAUGUGCUUGUCCAGAAGGAUUUGUCCUUGCACCUGAUGGAAAAGCAUGUAAUGCUAAUUGUACUGGGGCACAUUUUGUAUGUGCCAGUACUUACAAAUGUAUACCAUUUUGGUGGAGAUGUGACACUCAGGAUGAUUGCGGUGAUGGCUCAGAUGAACCAGCAACUUGUCCAAACUUUGUAUGCCAUCCCGGUCAAUUCCAAUGUUCAAAUAAUCAUUGCAUACAUCCUUCUCUAUUAUGUGAUGGAAGUGAUCAUUGUGGAGAUGGCAGCGAUGAAAAGGAAUGUGAUAAGUAUACUUGUCUCAGCACACAAUUUAAAUGCAAGGGUAAUGGAACGAUACCCGAUAGAUGUAUUUCUAUGAAAAAACAGUGCGAUGGAGUUCCUGAUUGUUUGUUAGGCGAUGAUGAACACGAUUGCCAAGCUAAAACCUGUUUGCCAACUCAGUUCACUUGUAAGAAUGGAAAAUGCAUUCCUCCAGUUUGGGUUUGCGACGGUGAUAAUGACUGCACAGACGGAUCAGACGAAGAAAUGGAUUGUCAAGAAAGAAGUUGUCCUCCAGAUAGUUUCAGAUGUAAUACAGGACGGUGCAUUCCUCAAUCCUGGCGUUGCGAUGGCGAUUUCGAUUGUGCAGGUGGUGAGGACGAACCUGCAAGUUGCAGCUCACCUGAUCAUCACACUUGUGAACCAACUUAUUUCAAAUGUUCUAAUAAUAAAUGUAUUCCUGGUCGUUGGAGAUGUGAUUACGAAAAUGAUUGCGGCGAUAACAGCGAUGAAGCAGGAUGCCAGCCCAGGAAUUGCUCAGAAAGUGAAUUCAGAUGCCAGAAUGGAAUAUGCGUUAGGGGAUCUCAUCGUUGUGAUGGGGCUUACAACUGCGAAGACCAUUCUGAUGAAAUUGGUUGCAAUACGACUUGCUCAUCUAAUGAAUUCCAAUGCCACAAUCCACCAUUCUGUAUUUAUAAGACAUGGCAAUGCGAUGGUGAUACUGAUUGCGCAGACGGUUCUGACGAAAUUAACUGCAAGGACUCAUGUUUGAGUAAUCAGUUUACGUGCAGGAAUGAUCAGUGCAUAUCGCUCUCUUGGAGAUGCGAUGGUCAGGAUGAUUGUGGUGACGGUUCCGAUGAAGAUUCUUCUUUAUGUGCGGAUUUAGCUUGUGAACCUGGGAAAUACAGAUGCUCAAAUCAUAAAUGUGUGGAGACACAUAAAAUAUGUGAUGGUGUUGAUCAUUGUGGUGAUGGAUCUGAUGAGUUAAAUACAGUUUGUGCUUCUAAACAUGUGUGUCAUCCAACCGAGUUUCGUUGUGUUAAUGGACUUUGUGUUUCAUUAAAACUACAGUGUGAUGGAAACAAUGAUUGUUUUGAUAACAGCGAUGAAGAGUAUUGCACAAAACCACCAUGUCUGUUUGGAACUUGUUCACAAAUUUGUUUGGAGAAAAAAGCUGGAAAUUAUGCUUGCAAAUGUAGCCCUGGUUAUGAAAUGGGAGAAUUAGGAAAAAAUGCGACUUGUCAAGCUACUGGUAAACCGGCAUUGCUUUUGGUAGCAAGUGAUGCUGACCUUCGCACCAUUAAUCCAUAUAAAGCUGGCGAAGAUUCACAUAAUCAACUUUUAGAGAAAACAAAUAAUGCUCCAAGUUACAAGUUGGAGUCAAUAGAUAUUUUGUGGGGAAAACCAGUAUCAUAUAUUUUCUGGACUGACCAUCAUAUGAAGAAAAUUCAAAAAUUGAAAAUGCGAUCUAAUAUUAGUUCUUCUGAUCGUGUAACUAGAAGUUCUGAAUCAAUACAGACAGUGAUGGAAUCUGGGCUGCAAUAUCCCAAUGGUCUAGCAGUUGAUUGGAUAAAUAAAAUGCUUUAUUGGACAGACUCAGUACAUAAUAGUAUUUCAGUUUGCGAUUUGGAUGGAAAGAAAAAGAGAACUCUUAUUGAUAAAUCAUUAGAUUUUCCAAAUGAUAUAGUUUUAGAUCCCUAUCUCAGAGUUAUGAUUUGGUCGACAUUGGGACGUAAUCCAAAUAUUGAAUUAUCAAGCAUGGAUGGUAAUAAGAGAAAAAUGCUUAUCAACAGUAAAAUUUAUUGGCCAACUGGCUUGGCCUUAGAUUAUCCUGCUAAAAGGUUAUAUUGGGCAGAUGCCAAAGGACAAACCAUUGAAAGCAUUACUCUAAGUGGCAGGGAUAGAAAAAUAAUACAUCGUUUUACUGGAGGAGAAAAACCAUUCAAAUUAGAAGUAUUUGAAGAUUAUGUUUACAUAUCAACUUUGACAACAUAUAAUGUGCUGAGAAUAAAUAAAUUUGGGCAUGGUGAUGUUUCAUUUUUAGUUCGUGGAUUGAAUAGAGUGUCCGAUAUAGUAUUGGUUCAGGAACAUAAACAACAAAGCAGCAACGUCACUAACCCAUGUGAUGAAUCUGUCUGCCAUCAAACUGCUAUGUGCCUAUUAAGCACUCAAGAACUUGGACGUACUUGUGUCUGUCCAGACGGGCUAAUAGAGCAGAUAGUUAAUACUGAAGUUCAAUGUAAACCAGGCCGUAAUGCCGUUUUAUGCAACUUGAAAUGUAAUACUGGCGUAUGUCAGCUUCAUGACAAUGUACCUAAAUGUUUAUGCCCACCACAUUAUGAUGGAGAAUUUUGUCAACAUUACAGAUGUUCCCAGUAUUGUCACAAUAAAGGUUUCUGCUACUUCGAUCUAAUGUCAUCUAGUGGUCAAAAUGCGCCGCCAACACCUAAGUGCAAUUGUCCGCCAGAAUGGACUGGUGAACGUUGUGAGAUACCAGCCGACGCUUGCAGAGAUCAUUGCGCUAACGGUGGUACUUGCUAUAUAUCAGCGUUACAUCUGCCUAAAUGUAAUUGCGCACCAGGAUUUAUUGGAGAUAGAUGUGAGCAGUGCACAAGUCUCCAAUGUCAAAACGCUGGCGUUUGUACUUCUGAUGGCACUGGGCAGUUCAUUUGUAAAUGUCCUCAAGGAUACAGUGGAACAUAUUGUCAAAAAUCGGAUUGCGAUGACCACUGCCGAAAUCAUGGUCAAUGUGUAUUAACAAGUAAUGGUCCUGUGUGCCGUUGUCAUAGUGGAUACACCGGCCAAAAGAUGUGAGCAAGAUGCUUGCAAAUAUCACUGUCUGAACAAUGGAAUAUGUCAUCCGAGUCUGAAGCAAAUGACUUGCGAAUGUCCAGACAGAUAUGCAGGCAGGCGGUGCGAGAUCGAUCUGUGCAACCAGGAUCCAGGAA
This is a messenger RNA of Ctenocephalides felis (cat flea), 13527 nucleotides long. It is a transcript of the gene LRP1, whose product is annotated as prolow-density lipoprotein receptor-related protein 1. NCBI's taxonomy places the organism in Eukaryota, Metazoa, Arthropoda, Insecta, Siphonaptera, Pulicidae. The coding region runs from base 125 to 13393 and encodes 4422 amino acids. Gene Ontology annotation, molecular function: calcium ion binding; protein binding. The transcript has 84 exons. The record is from RefSeq and is a predicted model, not a curated record.